Messenger RNA from Helianthus annuus (common sunflower), 2649 nucleotides. RefSeq names its product sulfate transporter 1.2. Lineage: Eukaryota; Viridiplantae; Streptophyta; Magnoliopsida; Asterales; Asteraceae. Gene Ontology annotation, cellular component: membrane. The transcript is spliced from 15 exons. The record is from RefSeq and is a predicted model, not a curated record. Gene Ontology annotation, molecular function: secondary active sulfate transmembrane transporter activity. The coding region runs from base 408 to 2417 and encodes 669 amino acids. Gene Ontology annotation, biological process: transmembrane transport.
UUCCCUGCCCUGGUUCCGAUAACAUCUUCAGGUUUCACUUUCCCCAUCCGUUAGAAUAGAUAUCUCUGUUACUGCUGUUUUUUAUAAAGUUGCUCUCAUUGUCAUGCAAGAAGGAAGAGACCCCACUGUAGAAAGAAGCAGAGUUUCCGGAAUAAGAAUUCCAACCGGAUUGGGAAUCAGAGCCGCUAAUCCCCCAUUGUUUAGUGAAAUUUAAUCACCACCGCCGCGACCCGCCGCCACUCACCAACCUCCGCCAUCUCUCUCCCUCUCCUCGGUCUCUCUCUCUCUCUUCCUCUCUGUCUCUCUGGUUCCGCAGCCAUCGCUCACCACCACCGGACGGUGGUGGUGGUCCGUUUUAAAAUCUAUUGUGCUGUAAACGAUGGAAUCAUCAAUCUUAUUGAUAAGACAUGAAGCUAUCAAAGCCCUUGAUAUAUACAAAAGAGCCGAUCAGCAGGUGGAUUAAGGACAUGGACACAAAAUCGUUUUCAUCCUCCGAGAGUCAAAGUCAAAGUCAAAGACACAAUGUGCCUUACAUUCAUAAGGUUGGAAUUCCUCCAAAACAAGAUUUACUGAAAGAAUUCAAAACUACCGUGAAAGAAACGCUUUUUUCGGAUGAUCCUUUACGCCCCUUUAAAGAUCAACCGAAAUCCAGACAGUUCAUGCUUGGCCUUCAAGCAAUAUUCCCUAUUCUUGAAUGGGGCAGAAGCUAUACUCUCAAAAAGUUUAGAGGAGACCUUAUAUCUGGGCUCACCAUUGCAAGUCUUUGUAUUCCUCAGGACAUUGGAUACUCAAAACUUGCAUUUUUACCUCCUCAAUAUGGACUAUAUUCGAGCUUCGUGCCUCCUUUGAUUUAUGCAUUUAUGGGUAGUUCACGAGAUAUAGCCAUAGGACCUGUUGCAGUUGUGUCCCUUUUGUUGGGGACGCUUCUUCAAAAUGAAUUCGAUCCGGUGAAUAAUGCAAAUGAGUAUCGUAGGCUUGCAUUUACAGCUACCUUUUUUGCAGGAAUUACCCAAGCUACUCUUGGAGUUCUUAGAUUGGGGUUUUUAAUCGACUUUCUAUCCCAUGCUGCCGUUGUGGGGUUUAUGGGGGGAGCUGCAAUAACCAUAGCCCUUCAACAACUAAAGGGUUUUCUUGGCAUCAAACAUUUCACAAAGAAAACUGAUAUUAUUUCUGUAAUGAAGUCGGUCUUCGGGUCCGUUGAUCAUGGGUGGAACUGGCAAACAAUAGUGAUUGGAGCAAGUUUUUUGUUUUUUCUACUUUCCGCCAAGUACCUUGGAAAGAAAAAUAAGAAGCUGUUUUGGGUGCCUGCGAUUGCGCCAUUAAUCUCGGUUAUCUUGUCUACUGUUUUCGUGUAUAUCUCCCAUGCGGAUAAGGAAGGUGUUGCAAUUGUGAAACAUAUAGAGAAAGGAAUUAACCCUCCAUCUGUAAAUGAGAUUUAUUUUUCAGGUGAAAAUCUUCUAAAAGGGUUUAGAAUCGGUAUCGUGGCCGGUAUGAUAGCUCUAACGGAAGCCGUUGCAAUUGGAAGAACCUUUGCUUCAAUGAAGGACUACCAAGUCGACGGGAACAAAGAAAUGAUAGCGUUGGGAACGAUGAAUGUGGUAGGCUCAAUGACAUCAUGCUAUGUCGCAACAGGUUCAUUUUCGCGCUCGGCUGUAAAUUUUAUGGCAGGCUGCCAAACAGCAGUCUCUAACAUAGUGAUGUCACUAGUGGUUUUCCUCACUUUAAAAUUCUUGACACCACUUUUUGAGUACACCCCAAAUGCAAUCCUCUCUUCAAUCAUCAUAUCUGCUGUGAUCGGUUUAAUCGACUACGAAGCUGCAAUUUUAAUCUGGAAAAUCGACAAAUUUGAUUUCGUUGCUUGUUUGGGAGCCUUUCUUGGUGUCGUUUUCGCAUCUGUUGAGAUCGGCCUUUUGAUUGCUGUCGCGAUAUCUUUCGCCAAAAUCCUUCUUCAAGUUACAAGACCAAGAACGGCUAUUUUGGGAAGAAUUCCCAUGACAAGUGUUUACAGAAACAUACAACAAUAUCCCGAAGCAUCUAAAGUCCCCGGCGUUUUGAUCACGAGAGUUGAUUCUGCUAUUUAUUUCUCUAACUCUAACUACAUCAAAGAAAGGAUACUGAGAUGGUUAACUGAGGAAGAUGAUCAUCUAAGAAAAACAUACCAACCAAGAAUUCAGUUCUUAAUCAUCGAGAUGUCGCCUGUUACAGACAUAGAUACUAGUGGAAUACAUGCAUUUGAAGAGUUGUACAGGAGUUUGGUUAAGAGAGAUGUGCAGCUUGUUCUUGCAAACCCUGGUAGAUUGGUGAUAGACAAGCUAUAUGCAUCUGGUUUUCCUGAUCUGAUAGGUGAAAACAAGAUCUUUCUCACAGUUGCUGAUGCUGUUCUCACUUGUUCACCCAAGAUUGGUCAAGAAGUGUGAUCAAGUCUAGCAGAGUUGUAGAUACAAACUCGAGGAACCGAUAUAUAAAAAUAUAUAUAUAGGAACAAAUAUAUGCAUGAUCAUAAGUUAAAAAUGAUAAUAACAUGAACAAAAGUAAGAAUUUGGAACAAAAAAUCAAAGAAAGCAUGGAAGAGAGAUGUAAUGACUUGAGUAUGAAUGAAUGUUUCAUGUUUCCUUUGGAAGGGUAUUAUUGUAAUUUUCAUUUCUAGUA